GGGCAGGGAGCAAAAGGCGGCGGAUCUGGAUCACAAUGCCGCGAGGCGAGACUCGAGAGGUGCACUAAGGACUUUAGCCUGAUUUCCCAGACCGCAGAAGCAUAGAUACCGGAAGUGGAGAGGCUUUCGCAGCUUUGCCGAGCGGGCAGAUGUCAGGUCGCUGGCAGGAGCGCGGCAGAUGGGAGGACAGCAAUGCUGACACUGUGGACUGGCCACAGCCUUCCCGCAGCCCAGGCCCAUCACAGCGCUACGACACGUCGGACGGCAGGUCCAGCACCUCGAUGAGCCGAGAAGGGGUAAGUCGACAGACAAUGCAGUUGGGGAAGGGAGAAGGUGACAGACACAAACAUCCAUGUGCGUCAUGCAUGUCAUGUGCUUGUCAUGUCAUUCAGGCAACUGGCGGCCCUCGCGACGGUCUGCCGCCUCCCAACCUGCGGUCGGUGGCGUACAAGCACACCGCCAAGACCUACACCCCAGCCCGCGCCAACCGUCUGCCCGACAUGACCGGCGCCUCACAUCGCCGCGCCUCAGCCCCUGAAGAACAGGACCUUCCCCACGACACACCGGCGAGCAACUGCACCUACCCUCAGGACGGUCUCUCCUCGUCAGAGGAAUAUCAGCAUCAGCAGGAGGGCUGGGACAGCCGCUCCGACGCGGCCAUGAACUACGGCACAGAAGGCAACAACGAGCAGCCGUAUUCGGGACAGAACUACUACACCGACUAUGACUACAACCACAGCGCCAGCUAUGAGGAUCUGCAAGGGCAUCCUGGGUACGAUGGCUACAACAGCGGCGGCUACAUGGAUGACUCGGAAGCUGCCCAUGAUCAGCACUACCCCGGAGACCACUACGGCGAUCUGGAGGGGGAUGACAGCCCCAGCUUCGCCCCAGCCCCGCCCGUCAACCCAUUUGAGAGCGACGAGGAGGGCGGCUCGCCAGGCCCAUACCGACACACCGCGGGAGACCAAGACGACGAGCAGCAGAGGAGACUCCUCGUGUAAGUGGGCACGGCGAUCAACAGACAGACAGACAGACAGACAGACAGGUGGCCAUUUAGGUGGGGUGCUCACUCUGCGGUUCUUUGCUGUGUAUGUGUUGUGUGUCAGGGCGCAGCUGUUGGAUGCCAAGAAGGAGCGUGAGGAGCUGGAGCGUCAGGUGGUGACGCGGCUCCAGACCUGGCCCAAAGGCCAACACGGCAUCGACUGGGCAUUCUGCGGCAGGCCCUCACCCAUCGCGGCUCCUGACCCCUCCCAGGUGCCCCCACAGCCAUUCGCCAACAUGGAAGCCGCCACCCACCCACACGCACAGCAGCAUGACAACCAUGCGGCCGACGGGGGGCAGCGCGACGGCCAAGGUGACCAGCAGCCGUCACCCCUCCCCCACCACCAUGAGCUGGACUACCACACUGCCGGCCACCCCCACCCUUCAGAGGUGCCUGCUGCAUUCGUCGAGGAAGGCAGCCAGCUGGUGGGGAGCUUCAAUGCGAGCUUCACACACGGCGACAUGAAUGGGGUGAAUGGGCCGAUGGGGAGUGGCGCCGCGGACCACCCUGGCUUCACUCCCGAAGACAAGAGGCUGGUGUAUGGGCUUGACACCCACCACCCCGACUAUAGCCUGGUGGGCCACUCUGAGGGCGAGAAGCGGGCCCGCGAGGCGCAGGAACGCGCCCGAAUGCGGCAGACGGACGGCGACGUGCCGUGGCUCUUUGCAGUAAGGAACACGACACAGACAGACAGACAAAUAGAGAGAAUCGUCCGUCGAGAGGGAAUGUGUGCGAGUGUGUGUGUGUGCUGAUAGGAUUUCGGCGGCACUCUAGUGUUGGAUGACGAGGCGCGUGCGUGCGGUGCUGAGGGCGAGUUCGCCGACAUAUUCGACAUAGUCGACGAAGAGUACUGGACGGAGCGAUACAACGCGGUGAGUGAGUUGAGGGAGACAAGGACAAGGAGCGACUUGACUUGAGAGGUAGUCAGUCAACUGUGCUGUUCUGUGUGCGGAUGGAUGGAUGGCUCUAUUCCCUCCCUGCCGCCCUCGCCCGUCACGUCCCCUGCCUGCAUCCAUCCACAGGACCCCGAGUACUGGAACAGUCGGGGCAUGUUCAUCGACGACAAGGACACCUGGAUAAACCCCAUGGCCGAUCAUCGGGGCGUCCAAGGUAGGUGGCCUUGCCGGCCUUGCGCACCAUAUCAUGUCUGUAUGUCUGUCUGUCUGCGUGGUGUGGCUGCAGGUGUGUGUGACGGGCGGCCCAAGUUGGAGGAGGCCAACAUCGGGGUGCCCGACGAGACGCACGCCGCCACCGCCGCCAACCUCAUCCUCGGCGACUGGCUGCAGAGCGCCAAACAAGACGCCAUGAUGCAGGUACGUGUGUAUGCAGCGCAGCCAGACACACCACACGGCCAACGCACACAGUAAGUACAUGUGCUGCUGUCGGUGUGUCGUUCCUCUCCAUUCAGAAGAAGGAAGAGCCGGUCAGUGGCCGCCCACACACAUCAUUGGGCAAAUGAGCACCCGCUGAACGAGCAUCGCCCCGCAUCUCAUGUGUGUGUAUGUGUGUGUUGCAAUGAAUGCAGAGGCGGCGUGUGGUCAACAAGGAGGAUUUGGAUGAGGGCGUCAAGACCCUGGUCACCGAACAGUUCGGCCGCUUUGUCGAGGCCCUCGAGAAGGGAGACAAAUGUAAGUAACUAACCACAUCUACACACACAUGAACAAAGCCAGACAAAGAGACCUGCACACACUUCAGUCAGUCGGUCCAUCGGUUGGUUCGGUUCGUUUAAACAGGGGUUGGGUGGGAGGAGGGCGGCGAGUACGCCCAUCUGGCCGCCCAGUACCCCAACGACCUCACCGGACGACUCAAGCUCAUGUACGAAAACAUCGGUACGUAUCUACGUGUGGAGUGGACGGGACGAGUGAGUGCACCACACACCUCACCCGCCCUCGAUCAUUGAAUCAACCAUAGAUAGCCACGGCCUGUCAGUCUCCACCGUGUGUGUGCCUGUCCUUGUUGUCUCUCUCUGUGUGUCUGUGUGUUUGUUCAGAGCAGCUAGCAUUCGGCAACAGGCUGGUGGACAUCGUGCCCAGUGAGGCGUGGGGCAAGUGGCACGACUGGAGGAGGCAGCACAACGUUGUCAAACGACACAACAAGGCCGCCCCCGGUGCGUUGCGUUGAGUGCAGUCAGGCCGAGCUCCGCUCUCACUUACUCACCACACCAACCAGAGCACGACAGACAAGAGAGCAGCUGUAUGUGUGUGUGUUGAUUCUUGUGUUGUGGCGUCCCUGUUCGCUGCCUGCAGGUUCCGCUCCCAACGAGUAUCCCUCACUGGGGUUGGGUGCCGCGCCCAGCAAGCCAAAGCCAUGAUUAAUGACAAGGGAGAUGGAUGGAUGGAUGGAUGCGAGCGGUCGUUUGUGCUUCGACGCGACCGGCGUGUUUGGGUGUGUGAGAAGCGACUGGCUGGGGCAAUAUAUAUGUGCUGUCAGACUCUCCUGUUUCAUCUUCCAUGAAACACAGUACAGUUGCUGUGCUGCUGUAUUUCCUUCCGUGUGGUGUGAAGGUCUGUCUCGC
This is a messenger RNA of Vitrella brassicaformis, 3557 nucleotides long. NCBI's taxonomy places the organism in Eukaryota, Vitrellaceae. The record is from the annotation of a GenBank genome assembly.